This is a messenger RNA of Cyanistes caeruleus (blue tit), 10934 nucleotides long. The record is from RefSeq and is a predicted model, not a curated record. Lineage: Eukaryota; Metazoa; Chordata; Aves; Passeriformes; Paridae.
GGAAGCUGCUCUUCACGGGGAUGAUGUGGAGUUUAUCAGCGACCUGAUCGCUUGCCUUCUUCAAGGUUGCUAUCAGCGCAGAGACAUCACAUCCCAGACGUUUCACAGUUACCUGGAGGACAUCAUCAACUACCGCUGGGAGCUGGAGGAAGGGAAACCCAACCCCCUGCGGGAGUGCACCUUCCAGGAGCUGCCCCUGCGCACGCGCGUGGAGAUCCUGCACCGCCUCUGUGACUACCGCCUGGACGCUGACGAUGUCUUCGACCUCCUCAAGGGCUUGGACGCCGACAGCCUCCGCGUGGAGCCGCUGGGCGAGGACAGCAGCGGCGCCCUGUACUGGUACUUCUACGGCACGCGGAUGUACAAGGAGGACCCGGUGCAGGGCAAACCCAACGGAGAGCUGGCUCCAGACAGGGGAUGUGGGGGGCAGACGAACACCCCGAACGUUCCUGGGAAAACAGGCAAGAGAAGAGGGCGACCUCCGAAGCGGAAAAAACUACUGGAGGAAAAUUUGCUGAGGGAGAAGGCAGAAGAAAACUUGCUUAUCCACGAGACUCAGAUAAGAAAUGGGUCCCAAGGGCCUGGCCGUGGGACAUGGUGGUUGCUGUGCCAGACGGAAGAGGAGUGGAGGCAGGUCACAGAGAGCUUCAGAGAGAGGACUUCCCUUAGAGAGAGGCAGCUCUACAAACUCUUGAGUGAAGACUUCCUGCCGGAGAUCUGCAACAUGAUUGCACAGAAGGAGAAGCGUCUGCAGCGGACAGAGUUUUCUCCCAGGUGGAUGUCUGACCAUCAGCCCAUCAAACCAAUCAAGCAGGAGGUAAACCCAAAUGUGCUGAGCUCAAUGGAGAAGCAGAGGCGCAGAGAGGAAGAGGAGGAGCGCCAGAUCCUUAUAGCAGUGCAGAAGAGGGAGCAGGAGCAGCUGCUGAAGGAGGAGAGGAAGAGGGAGAUGGAGGAGAAGGUCAAAGCAGUGGAAGAACGGGCCAGGAGGAGGAAACUUCGUGAAGAGCGGGCCUGGCUGCUGGCACAGGGGAAGGAGCUUCCCCCUGAGCUUUCCCACUUGGAUCCCAGUUCCCCUGCCAGGGAAGAGCGAAGGACCAAGGAUAUCUUUGAACUGGACGAUGAGUUCACAGCCAUGUACAAAGUUCUAGAUGUGGUGAAGGCUCACAAGGACUCCUGGCCCUUCUUGGAGCCCGUUGAUGAAUCGUACGCUCCCAACUACUACCAGAUCAUUAAGGCCCCCAUGGAUAUCUCUAGCAUGGAGAAGAAGUUGAAUGGAGGUCAGUACUGCACCAAGGAUGAGUUUGUGGGUGAUAUGAAGACCAUGUUCAGGAACUGUCUUAAGUACAACGGUGAAGGCAGUGAAUAUACAAAGAUGGCUUACAACUUGGAGAGGUGUUUCCACCGAGCAAUGAUGAAGCACUUCCCUGGGGAAGAUGGAGACACUGAUGAGGAGUUUUGGAUCAGAGAGGAUGGGAGACGAGAGAAGAGGAGCCGGCGGACCGGCCGCUCCGGCACAGGCAGCGUCUGGACUCGAUCACGAGACCCAGACGGGCCUGGCAAGAGACAGCAACGCCUGGAAAAUGGAGGAAAACCUCCACCAUAUCGAGCUACUUCCAGGGCUCCUGCUUCUUCCUCCUCUUCCUCUUCCUCCUCCUUCUCCUCGUCCUCUGUAGAUGACCCAAGUGGCAACCCAACGCAGACGGCUCGAGAAGGGGGCCCGUCCAACGGGCGAGGCUUCCCCCGCUCCCUGCAGUACGGAGGCAUGCCCAGCCCUGUGCCACACCCUGGACAGAUGAGACCAGCGGUGCCAGGAACGUUUGGCCCUUUGCGUGGAUCCGAUCCCACCAAACUGUACGGCUCUCCGCGCGUGCCCGAGCCCCAUCCCGGAGACCCGGUCCAGCAGCACCAGCACUUUGCCAUGCAGCCGGCCGUGGGACUGAGCGAGCACCGCGGGCACCGGCUGGGCACUCCGGAGAAGCAGGUGUGCGCGGCGCCGGCCCACGUGGCGGGGCUGGGCCCCCGGCUGGGCUCCCUGCAGCUGGGGCGCUCGAAUUUCCUACCUCACGGGGUGCCUCCCUCAGGGUACAUCCGGCCGCCCGGGAAAGCCACCGGGCAGAGGAUGCCGCAGCCGCCGGCCGCUCUGUUUGGGGGACCGCCUCAGGUUCAAAGAGGGUGCCAGGGCGGGGACUCCAUGCUGGACAGCCCGGAGAUGAUCGCCAUGCAGCAGCUGUCCUCCCGCGUGUGCCCGCCGGGUGUGCCUUACCACCCUCGCCAGCCGCCCCCGCCGCACCUCCCCGGGCCCUUUCCCCAGCUGGCUCACGCCGCCUCCGCUGGCGGCCAGCCCCCAAAACCCCUCCUGGGAAACGGGAGCUCCCAGGAUCCAACCGGCCAGACCAUGGACAUGGACAGCAACCAAGUGGACACACCGGCGGGCAUGGACGAGAAGGCUCAGUGCAUCAGCAUUCCCGACGGGGCCUACGCCAAACUCCUACCUCAUCCCAAGCCCCCGCUGCCCAUGGAGUGCACGAGGCGCGCCUUGCCCCCGGAUGGGGAGGAGGACGGCCCCGGUGUGAAGGGUGACCUGAAGGGAGGGCAGGCCAAGGGAGCAUGGUCGGCAGAGAGCGGCUAUGCCGGCGACCCGGGCUGCGUGAGGGACCUGGUGCCCGCCUCCGAAAGAGGGGGUCCCCUGCCUCAGAACGGGGCGGCGGGCGAGGGGCCGGCAGCCGGCCCCGAGGGGAAGGGGCUGGCUGCCAACCUGCUGGAGAAGCCCCUCUGCGGUGGGGGAAAGGCUCUGCCCGAAGCAGCCGUGCCUUGCAUGGGGCAGGGCACCGGCCUCCCUGGCGUGGACACCACCUCCAUGGGGGCCGCCCCCAACCAGUUUCAUCCUCCCCAAGCCUCCUACCACCACUACCAGCGACCGCCCUACUACGGCUGCCCGCAGGGCUACUCGGACUGGCAGAGACCUCUCCACCCCCAGGCCAGCCCCAGCGGGCACCACCCGCCCCUGGCCAGGCCCCCUUUCCCAGAGCGGGGCUCCGCCGGCCUGCAGGGCUGCGAGGCGCUGAGCGCCGCCCUGGCCUCUCCCAACCACAUGGACCUAGCAAGUGCCAAAGAGGUUUCUCCAAGCGACGGGCAGGAGCUGGGGCCUGAAGAUGAGAAGUCCGAGGAGUCCCAGGAAAGGCCGGAGAGUCCCAAAGAGUUCCUUGAUUUGGACAACCACAACGCAGCCACUAAGAGGCAGAGCUCGGUGGCAGCGGGGGAGUUCCUCUAUGGAGCUCCCCCGCCACACCUGGGUGCGGGGAUGGGAUUCGGCCCCUCGGCUUUCCCUCCCCACGGGGUGAUGCUACAGACUGGCUCUCCUUACGGAUCCCGGCAUCCUGCCAGCCACUUCCAGCCCAGGACGUACGGAUCGCCCAUGAAUGCUCACCUGUCUCAUCAUCCAGCCUCCAGCCAGGCCAACGGCCUCUCUCAGGAGGGCCCCCUGUACCGCUGCCGAGAGGAGAACGUGGGUCACUUUCAGGCCUUGCUGAUGGAGCAGAGAGGCAGUGGAGGUGGCAUGGGGGGGCCACCCCAGGACUUGUAUAGACCCUCGGGAAUGCAAAUGCAUCAGGCUCAAGUUCCUUUCCCGAAGAUGCCUACAGCAACCAUGUCCCGGGAAGAUCUGACAUCACAAAAACCAUCAGCGUUGCCUCUGGAUCAAAGCUAGUCCAAGAAAGGACUGACUUCACCAAGAGGAAAGCCACACAUGAUUUGGACAACGGAGAGGAGGGGCAGGCCUUGCUCCCACCCUCCCCUCACAGCAGGGAGCUUCCCGGGGCUGCGGAACACGGCACCGUGCCGGAUUUUGUGUGGGAAACCGGUGCUGGGACCCUGCCAGCUGAGCAGCUGGCUCUCCAUCGCAGGGCACCCCAAACUCCAGUGGCUUUCCGUGACCAGAGACUGCGUCUCAUUCAGGGGUGGAAGAGGACGAUGAUGGAAUUUUACUUGUAGUAUUAACGUGUGUGUGUUUUGGAGCUGGAUCCAGUUUACAGAAUUUAACCUGUUGCCUUUCUAAAUAAAUUUUUGUUGUUGGUGAAUGUAUUGUACAUAAUGGGGGAGGGGGUGGGCCCAGCUUGUAGUGGGCUUAGCACUGGAGGAAUUGUUAACUGUUUACAAUCAUAUCACACUGAAAUCUUUCAGGAUAGGGUGAGGGUUUGGGGGAACUGGGGAGAGGUGAGGAAAUGUAUGAUGGAUGACUUGCUGUCCUCCUUCCUGUCCUCUACAACCAAGACACGACCCCAUAGCUGGUUGACUUAAUAGCGGGAAUUGCUCAGGAGCAUAACAGAUCCUCCUCUUUCUCUUGCCUUCUUCCUCCUUCCGCUCUCACCCCCACCCCUCUGGAUCCAGGGCCUGAGUGCACUUCCAGCUCCUGUCAUCAUGGGGGAACAAGGAAACCAGGACCAGGAAUUGAAACCAGGGCAGGACACCCAUGGCAUUGUCCCUUCUGCUAGUAUAGUACCCUUCUCCCUGCCUUUCUGGUAGAAGAAAUGUGUCCUCUAGAAAACAGAAAAUGGCAUAAGCAGUCAUCUUAAAACUGACUUUGGUGAAAGCAGUGUGGCUGUAGGUGGAGCAGCACCUAUCUAGUAGAAGAAAUUUUGUGCAAAUCUUUACUGCCCUGCUGCCCAAGAAGAGGAGCCAAGUCCCCACCUCUUUCUCUGACCCUGGGCUAUAUUCACUUCUCAGCAGCAGUGAAGCAGAAAGUGCCAGAGGCUUCCUGAGCACUCUUGCUGAGGAGGAAGAGCAGGAGGCUGCCUUGGGGGAAUGGUAGGAUUACUGCAGUGUGAGCCAUUUGUUGGAUUUGGCAUUUGCAAGUCACAGGUGAAUUGGAAUGUACUCAAGCACUCAUUCAGAGUUAGAUGAGGGACAAGAGGGCUGCAUGCUCGAGUUGAGUUGGUUUAACUUUCUAAAGCAGCAGGUCCUACAGGGCCAGUGGCAGUACUGCACUGGGAAAAACCCUCUUGUGCCAGUGCUUGGACGGCCACUGCUGUUCAAGCAAGUUCCAUAGGAAUUUCAGCUGCAUUUAUUCCCAUCUUAAAGCUAACAAGCAGUUGAUUGUUCUUGAGGAAGCUGGAGCUAAACAGGGGAGUUGUUAAGUUAUGAGACUGGGCAGCCAGAGAUGCUGGGAGCGUAGCUCUUGAGAGCAGGCUGCACUGGGAGAGGACAGGGGUUAAAAAGAGGAUUUUGGACAGAGUAUGGCAGCAGAAGGACAGAGCAGCAUGCCCUUUAGUCUGUGCUGCCAGCUAGAGGAGGGAUAUUGUCUUCAGUUUCUGGAGAAUUUUUCUGUCUGCUUUCUUGUCUUGGAUGGUGGCAUCACCCAUAUCUUUAGCUGGAUUGCACCAGGCUGCAUGACUGUACUGCCUUUGUCCUGCUGUGUAGAUGUACCACAAGCUGGCAGAGCUGCUCAAGUAAAUGGGAGGCAACAUUUGACUGAGCCAUUGCUCCUUCUGUCCUAAGCUUUUGGAAGAGCAAAAAGCUUUUUGGUGUAGUUUUUGUUUUUCCACUUAUAUUCAUCUGUCAGGGAGAAAUUGUGACUGGUGGAUUGAUGUAGACUGGAAUGAGCCUGAAGGUUGACCUUUGACUGAGAAAUGGGUAACUGCUUUCCCCAGCUAAGAAUAUUAUGUCUCUUCCAAAUUUGUCCCAAAUCUGGCUCAUCAGUUGGCAGUGGUUUUCAGAGGUGCCCCAGCUGCUCCAAAAGGCAGGCUUAGAUCCUUCACUGAACAGAGACACAGGAGCAGUAGUAGAUCUUAAUGAAAAAUUGUGCAGGUAUAACUCCUCUUUAAGACAACAAACCUAGGACAAACACAGUUUGUACUUGUAGAGCAGUCUUUAGUUCACUGUAGAUAAUAACAGAUUUAAAAACAGAGGAACUGGAAAAUAUAACUUGUAGCAAAGCAUUGAAAACUCUGGAAAUGUGAAUAUAGAUUCUACAUAGAAGCCCUGUCAUACUUCAGCCUGUCUUCUGUAUCACAGGCAGCUGAAUAUUUGAAGUGCCUUUCAUUCAGCCCAUUGUGAACAUUGUGGAACAGGAGGUUUUUAGAAGCUAUAAAAACUCUCCAAGCAAGCUGAAGCACACUUCAGCUGGAACUGGCACUGAAAACACUGUUCUAGUGGUCAUGGCUUCUGGAUGAGUACCAAGCCUCAAUCAAAACAGGAGACAACUAAGGAGGGCAAGAAUUGCUUGUGGUCUGCCUGGAGAGGGUAGUGGAGUGUUAGACAGUGAUAGAUACCUUCAACUGCCAUGAGGCAAAUCUGGGAGAAGGGUUUGACUUGCAGGUGGCAGACAAAACCAAGUAGGGAAGCUGACUCCUCCUGGGAGGGUUUCUAGGUAAACGUCUUUUGAUGUUGUCAGUAAUUUUUAUUAAAGUGGCUAACAAGCUGCUGUUGUGAGGACAGAUGGUUUCUGUUAGAAAAGUACUCAUAAAGAAUACAGGGAACCAUGGCUGGGCUUUCUUGAGGAGAGGACAUGCUGAGGUGGAGUUUUAGAACAGAGUUUCCAGACUUUCAAAUGCUUUGUUCCUAAGUGAGGCUUGGGGGUUUUUUCUUUCCCUCUUACAAAUAUCUAGGGAUCCCCUCAAAAUCAGAGCUUAAUCUCUUUAGGUACAACCUGAGCAAAUCACUGAACACUGAGUCCCCUCAGAGGGCACAGCCCUGGGAGAGGAUUGCUGGGCUGGAAUACCCAUGCAAAUGUAAAGAGGAGCAGAUAAUGUGAAUUUUAUGAUUUCCAAACGGUGCUGCUUUGUAGAUACUGUUGAAGAGAGGUUUGAGGGAUUUAGAAGAGUAGCACCUGAGCUCUUUAUGUACAGAGUGGUGUUCUGUGCCAUGGGUUGGAGUGCAGUGCAGGACAAGUGUAGCUGCAUUUUAAAAUAAUGUGGUUUUUGAGUGCCAUACUUUGUGCCACUUUAUAAAAUUUUUAACACAAUACAGAGCAACUCUGGUGCAUCCCUCAGUGUUGCUUAGUACCAUAUAAUACCAGGUGGUCCUUUUUCAGAAAGCAUCCUGAACUAGUGACGUUGCAAAAUUUCCUGUAGCUAUUACUUUUCCUAUCUGGAGGAUGUGUUUUGCUACAAUUAUGUCUUUCAUGUUGAAUGAGAUUAUAUAAUACAUAGAACAAUUAUGAAGUUGACAGUGCUCAAGCAUGACAAAAAUUUCCAGUAUUCUCAGAAGAGCUUUGUAUGCUACUCUACCUUUUUAGCCUCUUGCUCUCCCCACUACUUCCUCCUUCCUAAGUGGUGGGUGGUGUUCCCAGGAUGUCAAGUUGCCUUUGCAAAGGCCAUUGUAUAAAAUCCCCCUGAGAUUCUGAAUCUUUGGGCAUCUUAGGUGAUACAGGCCCUGGCAAUUCAACUGGAAAGGGCAGUCCCUGAGGCUUCACUGGGACUCUUAGGUGUGUUUAGAAGAAGUUUGCAGUCUAAAUUCCAUGGUGUGACCCACCAAACCACUUGUAGCAAUCCAAGGCACCAGCCUGCAAUGAGGAGGACAAAAGAGGAAAGUAAAUUUGAAGUUUCAAGGCCCAACUGGUUGGAUUUGUGACUUUGAAGUAGAUGGAGACACUUUUCUUGGAAGCUUCUGAUUUUUUCUUGUCUGCCAAACGCCUUUCCCAUGCAGACUUUCCGAAGCAAAUCGCCUGUGUAUAUUUUUGUAAGUGUGGUUUCUCAGGGUCUUGGAGAGCUAUCAGCUUCAUGAUGGCUUAUCUGAAAGCAAGUCACAGAGGCUGUCUUUCAUUCUGCUGACUGAGGCAGCUCCCCUGCAGGUUCUCACCCCAACACUUCUCCAUUUAAAAUGAAAGUAUAAUUAGAAAACAACCUUUCUUUAUUUUCUCCACUGAUCCCUGUCAGGCUUUUGUUCAUCUCUCUGUUCAGCCAGGGUGGUUUGUUUGUUCUUGAUGGCUUCGUUCUGCUUUCCUUUUCUGAAAAGACUGUGUUGCUGUAUGCUCUGUGGAAUUUCAGAGAAGGUGCUGAAAUGAGUGACAGGGAGGUGUCAUCCCAAAGGUUGGCUUGGACCAACAGUGGAAUCUGUGAUGGUGUAAUUGGUCCUGGUUCCCCUUACUGCAGAGCAGCUGUGCAACUGGGUCUGCACUUAAUCAGAGCAACCCCUUGCAGGGUUUUUACUGUGGUGCAUCAGUGGAGGAAUGGAGGUGUUUGCUCUUGCAUGAUUCUUGUUUUGCUUUGUGUGAGUGCCAGGUCCUUCCUGCAAGGCUGGCAUUGAGCAGGCUGUGCAAGGAGGGCUGCAGCUGCAGCCCCUGGGAGCUUGAAGAGUUUGUUGUAAGGGAGAGAGCAUCUCAAAGGUUGCCCUUGCAGCCUCUCCCCUUGUGUAGCUGUCUAACAUAGCUGGGGGUGAGCACUCCGAAGGAGAACUCUUUUUAACCAGCACAUAAUGAACUGCAUGUUCUGGUUUCCACUCUGCCCACCUCUCACUCUGCAAAAGAGCUGGGAGGGACCCAUUUCCAGCUGUGUCCCAACAGGGAGACAGCUAGGCAAGGCUCAGUCUACCCUUAGGCAGGGAAAUUCAGGACAGGUUCUAAUGGAUUUGAAACUAGAUAGUAACUUCUAAGUGCACCUUUGAAGCGAGCUGUGUUGUGCUCUUCCCUCUUUGCUCACUGUCUCACCUUGGCUCACAUGCAGGAUUUGAGAGACCAUGGAGCAUUUUGUAGAUCUAACACUGCUGGUCUUGCAUUGGCUGAGGGCUUUUUUUCCUUCAUUUGCAGCCAUGGCCUAGAUUUCUUUUGGCAAAGGUCUUCCUCUUUUUGAAAAGUGGAUAUCAAAGUGAACAGUGCAUCAAGGAGAGAGCAAGAGCUACGUCCACCAGGGAAAGAGGGGACAAAGGAUGAAUUAGGACUGAUGCUUAACUGGGAUUUUCACCAACUCCAGCAAGUCCCUCUGUCCUUUGCCCCUUUUAUUUGGAAACACUUGGCUCCCUUAGCAGAAGGGCAGUAAGUGGAAUAUCUUCUGACUAAAAGCAGAACUGACUCUGUGUGAGCACAAUUCCCUUGCUGUGAGCAAAGUUAGAGCAGAGAGCCACUGGGGACUCCUUUGGGCAUCAAGUGAGUCAGGGGCCCCCCGACACCUGGUGCACUCAAGCACUGGAGCAUGGCAGGGGAGCCAAUCUCCCUUUCUGAGGCAGCUACAGGAGCUUAGGCCUCAACUCUCAGUCUGGAAAGUCCUCUGAUCCCCUUUUGUAUCACAUGCCAGCAGCUUUCCAGUCUCUUUCCCUCUGCUGGCUGCGCUGCAGUCGUGGCUGUCAAGUGCGGAGAUGAAAUCUCACUGCCCACACGAGCACAAGGGCAGAGGCUUGGCCUUGCCAGCUGCCUCCUCUGCACACACAUAGACAGCAGGUGGGGAGGGCACAUUUACUCUCCUCAUGGAAUUGGGGUGUCCUCAGUGGCUCACAAGGCUUCUCUUGUGUGCCCCUGGGGUUUGCCAGCCGGGCACAGCGGUGUCUGUCCAUCUGCCAGUACAAGGAUUUGCUCCUGGUCCCAGUGCAGGGCUCUCACAAGUGAUCCUGGCACAUCUACCUCCAGGAGGGUUUAGGUUAAAAAUGCCUGUGCAUAUAUUGUGUACAACUGUGAAAACUCUCGUCUCUCCUCCUUGCUGGAUCAAUGAACUCUGCUGCCCGAUCUUUUUCUGAGCAAUAAUAACGUGCAGCAGUGCAGCUUUGACCUUCCUGUACUGUUUUAGGGCUAAGAUGACAGUGGAACACACUGGGGGGUUCUUCUCAGUCUCAGUGGGAAGCUAGGUGCUCUCUAUGGCCCUACAUUUUAUCAUGCUUGCUUUCCCAGAGACUGGAGGGUGGAUUUAGGAAGCCAUGAGAGAGCUGGGUUGCUGCUUCUGUGUUUGAGGAGGCAGAGAGGGAAGGGUAAAGUUGAGCCUCAUCCAUCCAUCCAUCCAUCCAUCCAUGCACAGAGCAGAGCACAUGGAAGAGGGGUGGGUGAAUGACUGAUUUAAUGCCUCUGGGGAAAGAGAGUGACCCACUGCUGCUUCACUGGGCACUGCUGGGGAGGACUGGGGGAGCCUAUGCCACUACAUCCAUUCAUUUUUCUGAAGUUGGGUAACAUUUGGGGUUGUUUUUGUAUUAUUGUAAGUUUGUAAAGAAUGUAAUCUGUCUGUCGGGGGCACAAGGAGAAAACGGGGGCCUUGCUCUUUUUGGGUGAGGCUGUUCUUAUGUUGCUGUGCUUUUUGUUGUUGGGCAGGGAGGGCUCUGGUGGCCGUGGGGGCAAAAGCCUGGCCUUUGUCAAUGGCUUGCAGCUGUCCCAGGGUGACAGGAGGGGUGAGCUGAGGCUGCAGCAGAGACCUCCCACACCAAGCUGUGAAAAUGCCUCUGCCAGUGGGGGAAAUCUGACCUCUGCAGUGGGGCUUUGCACUGGCAUGUUUUGCUGGGUGCUGGGGUGUACCCCUCGAGGACUGGGCUUGCUUGUCCUCAGCUCAGUUGGAAACUGGGCUGAACAGCUGCCCAUGCUCUUUAGGAAAGGUUGGACUGGAUGGGCUCAGUUUAUCAGCUCAAGAAGGAGUUCAUGCUGGAGCUACUGGUCCCAACACUUCUGUCCCCAGCCUCAGGGGCUGCACCUCUCCAUCACCUGCUGCCCCCACCUCCCUCCCCAUCCUGUAGAGCACAGUGUCAGGGAUCCUCUUCUCUCUCCUGCUGCUGCAAAGUUGUGUGAACUUUCCUGGUCAAUACUGGAAAGGGGAAUGCUAUUUAUUUUUAUAUUGUGUAUAUUUUGUCUUGGUCUGCUGAUUACCUUUGUUCCCCAAGAGCGACAGUUACCUCAAUAGUUAGUUUAAUACUGUGUGUUGGGUAAUUUUUUUAAAGAACUUUUUUAAAAUCUUGAUCCUUGGAGGUCUGUAGAUUUUAUUUCCAUAUGAAUUGGUUAUUUUGUAUAAAGUACAUUCUUAAAAUAGCAAUCA